This is a messenger RNA of Manis pentadactyla (Chinese pangolin), 1170 nucleotides long. RefSeq names its product ras homolog family member D (gene RHOD). Gene Ontology annotation, biological process: cell migration; small GTPase-mediated signal transduction. The transcript has 5 exons. Gene Ontology annotation, molecular function: GTPase activity; GTP binding. Lineage: Eukaryota; Metazoa; Chordata; Mammalia; Pholidota; Manidae. The record is from RefSeq and is a predicted model, not a curated record. Bases 75 to 707 code for a protein of 210 amino acids.
ACAUUCCUGCGCCGCCGGGCCUGCCCCGCGCCAGUCCUGCGCCGUCGCCUCCCGCCGCCCCGCGCCCCGCCGCGAUGAAGGCGGCCCAGGCUGCGAGCGAGGAGGCGCCUCCGGGCGCGCCGUCCGUCAAGGUGGUCCUGGUGGGCGACGGCGGCUGCGGGAAGACGUCGCUGCUGAUGGUCUUCGCCGACGGGGCCUUCCCCGAGAGCUACACCCCCACGGUGUUCGAGCGACUCACUGUUAACCUGCAAAUGAAGGGCAAACCCGUGGACCUCCAAAUCUGGGACACAGCAGGGCAAGUGGACUAUGACCGCCUGCGGCCCCUGUUCUACCCUGACGCCAGCGUCCUGCUCCUCUGCUUCGACAUCACAAGCCCAUACAGUUUUGACAACAUCUCUAACCGGUGGUACCCGGAGGUGAAUCACUUCUGCAAGGAAGUGCCCGUCAUCCUCGUCGGCUGCAAGACUGACCUGCGUAAGGACAAGUCGCUGGUGAAGAAGCUGAGGAAAAAUAAGUUGGAGCCCGUGACUUACCACCGGGGCCAGGAGAUGGCAAGGGCUAUAGGUGCAGUGGCCUACCUCGAGUGCUCGGCUCGGCUGCAUGAAAACAUCCACGCUGUCUUCCAAGAGGCGGCCAGGGUGGCCCUGAGCAGCCGAAGUCGCAACCUCUGGCGGCGGAUUACCCGGAGCUUUUGCAUGGUCACCUGACAGCCUGGGGCCCACCCUUCCCCGACCACUGCUGUAGCACAGGAAGGAGCUGGGCACUGACCUUCUGCACCCUUGGCUGGGCUGGACCCAGGCCCCAGGCUGCGACUGGCAAACUGCAUGUCAAACAGAUGGGCACCACUGAGGCCGGGUCCCCGACCCUGGGCUGGGAUCCCCGGACUGGAGCGAGACCCUACUGAAGCCUGUGGCAGGGGGCUCCUGGGCCCACCAGCCCUGUGGGGAGAUCUAGUCCUGGAGUCCCCUGGAAUCACAGACUCCUGGCUCCCAGCCCUGGACUGCUUAGCCAGGGUCUAUGCAGCCUGGCCCAUCCUGUGGCUGUUCCUGAGGCUGUACCUUUAGGACCUGGGGUUUCUAGGGCCCUCUGGUGAGAAUGCAUACCCUGCCCCUUCUCCCUGCCCAUCCCAGUGGUACCUUUAGCAACUAAAACAACGUCACUUACCAGUUG